Cervus elaphus (red deer) is the source of this 3253-nucleotide messenger RNA. It is a transcript of the gene FCER2, whose product is annotated as Fc fragment of IgE receptor II. Gene Ontology annotation, molecular function: signaling receptor activity. The record is from RefSeq and is a predicted model, not a curated record. Lineage: Eukaryota; Metazoa; Chordata; Mammalia; Artiodactyla; Cervidae. The transcript is spliced from 11 exons. The coding region runs from base 228 to 1319 and encodes 363 amino acids.
GUGAAUCUAGUUUCAGAAGAAAGUAUCUCUCUGGGUUUAAACUCCUCACCACAGCCCGUGGCUUCUGCCACCCUCUCCCAUUGGCCCCAACUGACCAGGAGGACAGCGACACGCUCAAAACUCAUAACCCAGAUCCCAGCCAGAACUGCCACCACCGUGCCCGUCAAGUGGGCUGCCUUGACAGGUGGUGAGCACCCCAUCACUGGGAGAAUCCAAGCAGCGCUGCCAUGGAGGAAAGUUUCUACUCAGAAGUCACGAAAUUUUCCAGAAGGCGGAGGUCAUGCUGCUCUAGGGGGACGCAGCUGGCCCUGCUGGCGCUGGUGAUGACGGCCCUAUGGGCUGGGCUGCUGACUCUGCUUCUCUUGUGGCACUGGGAAAACGCACGAAAUCUAAAACAGCUGGAGGAGACCGCUGCCCAGAACGUCUCUCAGGUGUCCAAGGACUUGGAAACACACAAGAGUGACCAGAUGGCCCAGAAAUCCCAGGCUGCCCAGAUAAUGCAGGACAUGGAACGAAUCCAAGCUGAACAGAAGAGAAUGGAAUCUGAGGAGUCUGCGCUCUCCUGGAACCUGGAUGGUCUUCGAGCUGACCUGAGUGACCUGAAGUCCCGCGGCUUGAAUGAGAUGCGUCAGGCCUUGGAUUCACUGGGAAGACUCCAAGAGGAGGUGGGAAAGUUGUGGAUCGAGCUACGCGCGUCCAACGCCCAGACCCCAGGAGAGACGCUGCCACCCACCCUGCGUGUGGUACCCACGGCACCCGCCAUUGCACUUUCCACGGUACCCAACACAGCAUCCACCUUGGUACCCACGACAACAACAUCCACUACAGCAUCCACCGCGAUGCCCAGCACCACAGCAACUACCACGGCAACCACCAUGGUGCCCACCACAGCUGCCCCCCUCAGCCUCUCCUCCACCCCAGGCUCUGUGUGCAACACGUGCCCCGAGGCCUGGAUCUAUUUCCAAAAGAAGUGCUACUACUUCGGGGAGGGCUCCAAGAAAUGGCUGGAGGCCCGGUACACCUGCGAGAAUCUGCACGGGCGGCUGGUUAGCAUCCACAGCCCAGAGGAGCAGGACUUCCUGACCAAACGCGCCAACUGGAGGGGCUCCUGGAUUGGCCUUCGGGACCUGGACAUCGAGGGGGAGUUUAUCUGGAUGGACAACCAGCCCCUGGACUAUAGCAACUGGCAGCCGGGGGAGCCCAACGACGCGGGCCUGGGUGAAAACUGCGUGAUGAUGCUGAGCUCUGGGAAGUGGAAUGAUGCCUUCUGUGGCAGCAAGCUGCAUGGCUGGGUGUGUGACCGGCUGGCCACAUGCUGAGCGCCGGCCUGCCACCUCGGCCCUGAGUGCCCCUGCCCACCCUCCAGCUGCACCUUUCUGCAUCACUCCUCCACCUUAAACGCGGGAACAGCCUGACCCACAGCAAGACCCUGAGGACCCCCGGCAAGCAGAAGCAGCAGACUCAUUCCCACGUCCCCACCAUCCCCGAGGGCCCAUCCCUUGCCUCUCAGCCCAGCGGGCCGUCACCACUGCCCUGCCCUCAAGUGAGAAUCCCCUGCCCUCCAGUUUGGAGGCUAGAAGCCCCCUUCCCUUUGGGGCACAGUGCCUGGCAGCCCAGCCUUCCAGGGAGCAGCAGGGAACACCUGAGACCCCAGCGUGCCUCCUCCAUCCCUAGCUCGUGAUACAGACCCAUAUCCUGGCCCCAGAGGACAGAGACCUCAGCUCAGGCAGCCAAUGCUCCCCCCACCCCCCCACACACGGACCCACAUCAAUAGAAUGGGGCCAUGAUGACCCCUCAUGCCCCCUCCUCGGGGCCUUGCUGGCUCUGGUCUCCAGGCGUGGAACAUGGAUGCUGGGAGUUGUAAAAUGUGGUGCCCAGGGCCACCUCUGAGUGCCAGGAACUGAAGAGGCAUGGAUAGUUCCCCUCUGUUUUUUUUUUUUUUUUCCUACUUCAUUAUAAGAAGCAUUUACUAGGCAGGCCCUGAAGAUGAAGACUCGGGUCUGAUGGAGCAGAGAACACCCCUAGACACUCAGGAAUAUUGCAGGGCAAGGCAGUGGACUGCCAUGAACGUAGUUCUCAGUCCAGAAUAGGGCCCAGUACACAGAAGGCUGGAGAAGCUCAUGGGGGAGGAGGACAGGUCACCUGGAGGCCAGUUUGGGCCCUCAGCUGCCAGCCCCACCCGCAUGCAGGGUCUGGGAGGCUGGGGCAGCACCAACCCCAGGUUUGACCAAGGUCAGACCCACACCUCUGGGGGGCCAUGGAGGGAGGCAGACCAGGAUCUUAGAGUGCCCUGGUUAAGCGCCUCACCUGCGCACCCCCAGUUUCUCGUCUAGAAAAGGAAGAGCCAGACACGCUCAUGUGAUUCUCAGGCCCACUCAAGAAAGAGGAGAGACCCACAAUGGGCCACCCAGGACCAUGCCAAAUCCUAAGAGUCAAGGGCCAGGCUAAGCACCAGCCACACGUUUGGAGGCUGUGGAGGGUUCCCUGGGGUCCAGAACAGGGUGGGGACAAAGCUGACCCCUUAAGUGAAACAUGGGCUAGAACCCCCACUCACCUGUUCCCUCUCCCCAGCACCACCCCGAGAUUUUUCUCUCCCCCAAACCCUUCCUCGGAACUCUGGGCCAGUGCACAGCUGCCUACCCAACCUCUCCUCAUGGGAACUCAGGUUUCUGCUUCCAGGUUGCUCAGGUCGACAGGGGGUCACCCUCGCCACCUCUUUCUCUCACCAACCCCCUUCCAAACCCAUCAGAAAGAGCCAAGGCCCCAGUCAAGCCACAUUCAGAAUCCCCCUACUUCUUACCCCCUCCUGCUUCAGCCUUGGUGCAGGCCCCCUCCUUGCUCACCCAGGUCUUCCUCUUCACUGCCCUAAGACCCCCAGAAGUUUCCUUCCAGCUCAGGGAAAAAGCCAGAGUCCCAUAGGCUUCUUUCUGAGCGUGUGGACCCCUCCUGCAGGCUGUAUCUCCCCAGGUUCUCCCCUGCCAGCAUCCUCACUGCUCCUUCAACAUUUAGGCUAACUCCCACCACAGGGCCUUUGCACAUGCUCCUCCCACCUCCCUCCCAUUUAAAAGGACACCUCCCGACUCCCCAUCCCUUCUACCCCACUGUGUUUUUGCACCAAAGCCUCUUCUCCUUUCAGCAGGUUGUGUAAGUUACUGAGCUGUUUCAGGUGAGCAGGGGCCUUUCUUUUGUUCUCAGCUGUGUCCCCAGAGCCUGGCAUAGAGUAGGUGCUCAAUAAAUAUCAGUUGAAUUAAAU